Closterium sp. Yama58-4 is the source of this 1230-nucleotide messenger RNA. NCBI's taxonomy places the organism in Eukaryota, Viridiplantae, Streptophyta, Zygnematophyceae, Desmidiales, Closteriaceae. The record is from the annotation of a GenBank genome assembly.
AUGCCAGCCGUUGAUGCCACGUCAGCGUAUGGGGAGUUUCAUGGGGACAAGCCUUUUCGUGAGGCAAUGGCUGCUUUCAUGACACAUGCUCUCAAUCUUUCCCACGGUCCCUCAUCCUCCCCCCACAAUCCGCAAGAGUCAAUCAAGAUCGAUCCUGACCGUCUGGUGAUAACAUCUGGAGUCACUGCAGCCGUUGGAUUGCUGGCCCAUGUGCUGGCUGAUGCAGGCGAUUCGUUCAUUGUUCCAACGCCUUUCUACCCGGGUUUCACAGUGGAUCUAGAGCGACAGGCCGGUGUGACCAUUAUCCCUGCUGCCACCUAUAGCCACACUGGAUUCGAUAUAAGCACAUCCUCGUUAGAAGCUGCUCUCAGGGAGUCUCAGCAGGGGGAGGGAGGUGAUGAGGAGCCGAGCCUGGCGGGAGGAGGGUCGGAGGAGGAUGAGAGGGCAGAGAGGAGAAAGGGAAGCGGAGUGAGGAAGGAGAAGGGAGGGAGGAAGGAGCGAAAGGAGAGGAAGAGAGGGAAGGUUCGCGGUGUAUUGCUGUCAUCUCCUUCCAACCCUCUGGGCCGCACAUAUUCAGAUGCUGCACUUCUCACAGUACUGCAGUUUUGCAGGAAAAACCGUUUCCAUCUGAUUUCUGACGAAAUCUAUGCCGGAUCGGUCUAUAGGGGGGAUGGUUUUAUAUCACUUCUGCACCUUGCUGAGCCUCAAGAUUAUCCCUUUCUGCACAUCUUUUAUGGACCUUCCAAGGACUUGGGAAUACCUGGGUUCCGCAUUGGUGCUUGCUACUCACUCAACCCCACUGUCCAAUCAGCAGUCACCAAACUCGCCCGCUUCUGCUCCCCCUCUCGCCACACCCAAGCACUCCUCGCCCCUCUAUUGAGCGACUCAGUAUUCACACAAGCCUACCUCUCAGAGAACCAGCGGCGGCUCAGAAAAGCCUCGUCUAGAGCACAAGAAGCUCUGUUGCAAAUAGGCGUGCCGUGCUUGACUGGAAGCAACGCAGGAGUCUUUCUUUGGUGCGACUUUCGAGAGUUCAUAACACCUAAAAACAGCUUUCAAGGAGAGGAGGAAUUGUUUCUUCGACUGCUGAGGGAAGGGAGGGUGAAUAUCACACCUGGGGCUGCAUGCGGGUGUAGUGAGCCUGGGUGGUUUAGGCUGUGUUUUGCCAGUUUGCCAGAAAAAGAAUUGUCAGUGGCUUUAAAUAGGAUAUCGAGAACCUUACAGCCCUAG